This is a messenger RNA of Lachancea lanzarotensis, 531 nucleotides long. It is a transcript of the gene VPS68, whose product is annotated as LALA0S05e04984g1_1. NCBI's taxonomy places the organism in Eukaryota, Fungi, Ascomycota, Saccharomycetes, Saccharomycetales, Saccharomycetaceae. Bases 1 to 531 code for a protein of 176 amino acids. Gene Ontology annotation, cellular component: fungal-type vacuole membrane; Vps55/Vps68 complex. The record is from RefSeq and is a predicted model, not a curated record. Gene Ontology annotation, biological process: late endosome to vacuole transport via multivesicular body sorting pathway; protein targeting to vacuole. The transcript has a single exon.
AUGGAAACUGACAGACAAGGACUAUUCAGACUUCCUUUCAAACUUCCCAGCUCCGCCAAAGCUCGGUCCGUAGGCGUAUAUAUCGCAGGUGCACUUUACGCGAUCGGAGCAUGGUCUUUUUUUGAUGCUGCGAUAUAUUCCAGAAAGGCCAAUGCUUCAUCAGUGCACGUAACUUUUGUGGAUUGGAUUCCCUUCAUUUGCAGCACUUUGGGUAUGAUAGUGGUCAACUCAAUUGAGAAAAAUAGACUCAUACAGGAUGCAAUGGGAUCCGGUUCUUUCAGUGGUUCGUCGUCUAUGGCGUGGCAGGCGCGUGUGAUCCUUUUCCUUGGAUUCGCAUUGCUAGCCGGUGGAAUUUCUGGAUCCAUCGUGGUGCUGAUACUCAAGUUUUUGGUCAAAGACUUCACAUCCUAUCCAACGCUUGGAAUGGGAGUGAACAACGUUGUGGGCAAUUUCUGUAUAGCAUUGAGCUGUGUUGUUUUGUGGAUCGCACAAAACGUGGAGGACGAAUAUUCGUACUCUCUCACCCUUUGA